Molecule: messenger RNA, 2062 nt
Organism: Drosophila novamexicana
Lineage: Eukaryota; Metazoa; Arthropoda; Insecta; Diptera; Drosophilidae
Exons: 4
Coding region: 300-704 (134 amino acids)
Source: RefSeq, a predicted model, not a curated record
UGGAGAACGCCGGCUGCACAAGACACAAAACAAACAACAGCCUCAGCAAACGAUAUUAUCAGAGUUGACAGACGGAGCGGAGCGCGCGUUAAAAGAAAACAAUGUGCAAUAAAUGAGGCACGACUGCUGCCAGCCAAGAGAGAGCGGUAGACAAAGCGACAAUAUUUAACCUGGUCACCUGGAGGCGAAUCAUUUGAGUUUCACACCUAGCGCGUUGCGCGAAUCUGUCAGGGCGGGGGCAACUGCGUCUUUGUGUCUGUGUGGGUGUGUUUGUGUGUGUGCUUGUGCCACCUGUCGUCAUGUUGACACACACAACGCUGCUUAUCAAGCGCAGCAGCCAGUUGCUGCCACUUCUGCUGCUGCUGCUGCUGCUGUUGGCGGCAUUGCGCUGCGAUGGCGCCACGGUCACCUGGGGGCAGGUGAACAAAUACGCCAGCACGCUGCAUGCACAAGAUGUUUACCUCGCGGAUGCGAAUGUGAAUGUCACGGAUGUUGUAUAUGGCACACAGAAUCCCGAAGCUGUCGAUGCCUAUACGAUUACGGCGGUGCACGCCUACGAUAUGACGCCGCCCGAGGGCGAUGGCGGGCGGGCGCAGCUGUUGGGCGGCGGUGUGGGCCAACAGUUUGCCACGGUUCGUUUCCAGCGGCACAGAUCGGUGCCCGUGUUGCACUAUCAAUUGGUCAUUUAUGGUGUCGAAUUGUGAACGCGUGACAGGUUACAGCUGAGCUCGCACGCACUGGCGCUCUGUGUACUUUGCUGCUGCUGUGUUUUUAUUAACAAUUUUUUUUUUAUGUCUCACAACUUAAUUAACUUCUAAUUAAAGUUGGAAUUCGACGCAGUCGGCUUCCUGCUCGGCGACAGACAGUUGCUAACUAUAUUAUAAUAAUUUCAUAAUUAAGAGCAUGAGUUGCGCUUAUUAAGUUGAAAAAUUUGAAAAUUGCAUUAUAAGUUACACACAAACACACGCACACACGCACGCACACACACGACACGUCGGAAUUUAACAUUGUGCGACAUCUUGACAGAAGCCGCGGAUGCUGCUGUUGCAGCUACUCGUAAUGAGAUGCAAAUGCGCCCACUCACAACCAACCCACACACCCUUACCCACAAAAGCACCCCCCCAUCCACACACACACACACAGACAGCCGCUUAGCGGUUUGGUUUGCAGGCGUAUGUCGCUUUAAGCGCCUGAUAAAUGCAGCUUAAUUCGAAAACUACCUCCCCCCUGCAGCGCCACUUAAACUACAAUAUGCACGUAAGAGGCUUUAGGCCGAUUAAGAAAGAAUAUAUCUAUAGUUGUGAGCAAUCGCAUCAUUCAAGAGCUGAUUUUGCGCUUUGCUUUUACCUGUUCGACUUCAAUCAGCGACUUGUGGGCGUUUCUGGGCAAUUUCCACCUGCCGAAUGGCUGUUUUUAUGCCCACAACUUAAUUAAGUAUUCAUAUAUGUCAUUAGUGACUGUGACUAGUAAAUCUAUAUGCAUUCAAUUAAUCCACUUUUACGAAAAGUUAAGCCCCAAUAGAUAUUAAUUGAAUGACUCACACGAGCGAUAGUUUAUGCACGGUAAUCAUAACAAAACAAUUGCGUUCUCUAUAGAAAAUAAUUAAUUGCCCGAUCAGAGUUUCAUCAAUAGAUUAGCAAAACUAGCAUUUUAUCUGAUUAGAAUAUACAAAUAUUGUAUUAUUUAUAUUGUCUUUGGCCUUUAAACGACAUAUUAGGGCUGCAAGCUACGAUAACUUUAUCGAUAAAAAUCGUUUUUUCAAUACGAUAUUUAUACAUAUUAUUAUUAUACAAUAUGUAUUUAGUUUAAUUGAUGAUUUACAUAUUAUUUAUAAUCAAAAGAAAAAUUGAAUUCUUGCGAUUCGAUAUUUAAGGUUUGUUAAGCGAUAGUAAUUGGGCCUGACAACGAUAAGUAAUCGAUUUAUUUAGUUAAGUCUAUGUACAUAUAUUUCUAAAUUAUCAAAAACAUUUUUUAAGCUUGAAAUUUUUAAAUUAAUCUAACUAAUCACAUUUUAAAUUUGUUGUUGUUAUUUUAUCCUGCUGUUUUUCAAAUAACCCAAUUU